Messenger RNA from Nylanderia fulva, 1171 nucleotides. Its product is annotated as zinc finger protein 511 lethal (2) k10201. The record is from RefSeq and is a predicted model, not a curated record. NCBI's taxonomy places the organism in Eukaryota, Metazoa, Arthropoda, Insecta, Hymenoptera, Formicidae.
AUAUUGCUAAAUAAGAGGUUAGUAUUGCCUGCAAAACAUCAAAAACACACUUGUGUCUUUCUCAAGUUUAAUAAAUAUAAUAAAUAUCACUCAAUAUCAACUUUUGAAUUAAUUUGGAUAAAAACGUAUUACAGUCUAAGACAACAUUGUAUUGCUGGAUGAUACAUAUAUACUGAUUUAUUGACAUGUAAAAAAUAGAAUUACAUUGAAUUUAUGUGAAGACGUAAUUUUAUCUACCUAGUAUUUUGUAAUUUGCUAAUUAUGGAAGAAGUUCUUCAACAAUUGGGAAUUGGGAUUCGAUCUGUAAAUGAUCCCUUCUUCGAUGAUUCCUAUAAAGUUUGUAAAGUAUUUCAAAGGAAAGGUAUCACAAUUGACGAUGAGGAGGAAUUGUGUCAUGAAGUUGUCAGAGAGUUUCCAUGUUAUGUCCCAGGAUGCCAGGCUACUUUCCAAACUUUAUUUGAUUAUGAAAUACAUUAUAAUAGUUCUCAUCGAUAUACUUGUACAGAGUGUAAAGUAUCUAGACCAAGUCCAAGAUUGUUGGAAAUUCAUAUUCAAGAGACACACGAUGCCUUCUUUAAGAUUUUGUCUGAAAAGCAAGCCAUGUAUCAAUGUUAUGAUUCUGAAUGCAACAUAAAGUUUAAUGAUCCAGUGGAAAGAAGGGAACAUUGCAUAAAAAUACAUAAGUUUCCAAAGAAAUAUCGGUUUGACAACAUGCAACACUAUACCAAGGAAGACGAAUCAAAAAGAAUGGAAAUUGAUGAUGUUGAUGAUAAAAUUAAGAAAAAACCUAGUAAAAUAUUCUUAAAAAAUCAGAAAAGCAAAAUGUUUCCAAAAGGUACUACCAAUGUAGUCUGCGGAAAUAAUGUUAGUUUACAAACAAUUCCAAAUACUAAUAUCAAAACUAAAAUAACAACACCAUUAGUUUUUAUUCCUAGGCAAGUACAAAAAUCGUUUUCAAAAGUACUUACAAAUAAUCAAAAUAGAGAAAAAAAUGUUCUUGAGUCAGAAGUUAUGACAGAACUUGCAGAUUCAUUACCUGAUUGACAUUUUGUGUACAAAAUCUGUUUAAUUUCAUUGACAAAACAUUUUAAGAGACUUAUCCUUUUCUAGGAAUGUAUAAAUUUUAUUGAGAUAAAUAAAUGGUAUUCUAUACAUGAAAAGUUGACAGAAA